AUGACAAAUAUGAAUGAGCAAGUGGAAUUCGCGAAAUUAGCUGGUCAAGCUGAGCGAUAUACUGACAUGGUAAAUGCUAUGAAAAUAGUUGCUGAAUCGAAUAGUGAAUUAACGAUCGAAGAACGCAAUUUGCUUUCGAUUGCUUACAAGAAUGUGAUUGGCACAUAUCGAUCACCUUGGCGAACGAUAUCAAGUAUUGAACAGGAAGCUAAUGGUACUGAACAGCAGCAGGAAUUGACCACGAAAUAUCGACAGAAGAUCGAGAAUGAAUUGAAAGUUGUUUGUCAUGAACUUUUAACAUUAAUUGAUAAACAUCUUAUUCCAAAAGCGACAGCAACUGAAUCACAGGUAUUCUAUUUGAAGAUGAAAGGUGACUGUUAUCGAUACUUAGCUGAAGUUGCUACUGGCAGUGAACGACAAAAGUUGGCGGAAGAAUCGAAACAUACCUAUAAGAAUGGUUUUGAAAUAGCUAUAGAUCAAAUGACAGUAACACAUCCAACUCGUCUUGGUCUUGUUCUAAAUUUUUCAGUUUUUCAUCAUGAAAUCCUUCAUGAAACAGAUGUCGCAUGUCGUAUGGCUAAAGAGGCUUUUGACGCUGCUUUAGCUGGAUUAGAUUACGUUUCUGAAGACUCUUACAAAGACAUUACUCUUAUCAUGCAGCUACUCCGCGAUAAUGUCACUGUGAGUAUUCAUUUAUUUAAUUACUUUUUAUAUAAUCAUUUAUUUUUGAUUAAAUUUCGCCAGAUAUGGACUGGAAAUCAAUCGGAGUUCAACGAUACUGAUCAACCUGAUGAACAAUAA
Molecule: messenger RNA, 801 nt
Organism: Adineta steineri
Lineage: Eukaryota; Metazoa; Rotifera; Eurotatoria; Adinetida; Adinetidae
Source: the annotation of a GenBank genome assembly